UUCCUUUUACACGUCCCUCCUCCCUCUGUUCUCACUCACAACCCCACAAGAAGCAAUCUCUCUCUUGCAAGAUGGCAACGUCUCCGGUGAAAGAAGAGGAUAGAUUUGACAAACUAGGGAUCCAGGUGACAGAUCUACUUAUCUUUUUCUUUGAUCGACAAAUAUCUGAGAGAGAAAGAGCUAGAGAAAGAGAGCGAGAGAGAUUGAAGACGGUAGUGGUGGCCGUCCAUGGUGAAGAUGAUGGUGGUUGUUUUGUUGAGAAGCGGCUGCGGAGACAAAAGAUUCGGGUUCCGCGACCCUUAUUGUCCUCCGACAAUGUUCCGACUAAACUCGGUAUUCCGGCGGUCGAGUUUUUUUAUGAAUAUUCCAGGUUUGACUAGAUCGGUACUGUCAAAGGCAUGUAGAACUAAUUUCGGGGUUUUAAUUAUUCCGUUGAACUUCCGGCAAGCCUAAAUUCACAUGUAUGUCCCAUUUUUACUUCGCAGGGAUUCGUAACAUCAUAAUAGCAAUUGUCGGCCACUAAUGUAUAAUGUCGUCAGUGAACACUCUCUGUUUCCGGUAAUCAGAUUCUGCCACCGUAUAGAUCUGUCAUGUGUGCUAGGGUUUCGUUGUAAGCAUCUUCUUCAUUCUAUGCACAUUAUUUUCUUACUAAUCUGUGAUGAAAUAGAAAUAUGUUUGUAACUAGCAAUAGCAAGCUCUUUACGCCUUCAAUGCGAAAGUGAUACUCUACUGAAUUGGCAUGAUUCUAAACUAUUUUUAUCAUAAUGUAUCAGAAAGAUAACUUUUGGUAUU
This is a messenger RNA of Helianthus annuus (common sunflower), 792 nucleotides long. RefSeq lists its product as uncharacterized. Bases 72 to 380 code for a protein of 102 amino acids. Lineage: Eukaryota; Viridiplantae; Streptophyta; Magnoliopsida; Asterales; Asteraceae. The record is from RefSeq and is a predicted model, not a curated record. The transcript has 2 exons.